Venturia canescens is the source of this 3075-nucleotide messenger RNA. Its product is annotated as UPF0692 protein CG33108. NCBI's taxonomy places the organism in Eukaryota, Metazoa, Arthropoda, Insecta, Hymenoptera, Ichneumonidae. The transcript is spliced from 4 exons. The record is from RefSeq and is a predicted model, not a curated record. Bases 785 to 1534 code for a protein of 249 amino acids.
GUUGUCGGUUGACAAAAUUCUCGCCGUCGACCAAGCUUUUGAACGUGACAAAGUUAAGUAGUGUUAUAAUGCCAAAACAAGUGCGAAGCAAACAAUAGGAAAAUUGGGAUUUAUGUUUGUCGUUGAAAGUCGUUUAAAAACAUUGUCGCUAUAAUUCAUUACGGCGUCCGUAAUGAUAGAAGUUCUAUUGCACGUGAGAAAAUUCAGUUCCACACAAGAUGAAGAUGUUUGAAGGUGCGUUGGGGGAAUAAAGCGGCCGUGAGAAGUUGCGUUGGGGGAAUAAAGGUAAACUUUGUAAUAGAGAAAAAAGCGAUCGCGUGCUGGUGCAUGUUUUUAUUUUGUACGAAUGUUAACAUAAAAAUGGCAAGCCGGUCAUUCGUGCGAUAAUUGGGUGAUUCCUCGAACAGUCGUUCAAAACUAUACUGUCCUUGUUUAAAUCGAUUUGGUGCGAGUGUCGACUGCUCGCCCCAGUCGUUGCGUGUGCCCGUGUGCCCGCAGCUAAAGCAGCAGCAGCAGCGGCAACCAGUAAUACGACUCGAUCGACGGACGCACGCGCGGGGCAAGUGCAUCAGUGAUUGUGAAUGGAGUUGAUUUUUUUUAUCAUAAAACCUCGUGACGUUCACUCGAUGGAUGCGACGAAAUUUUUGCAACACCGUUGACAAAACGAGAACGAUGAGGUACGACGAAACUUUUAUCGACAAUACAUCGUGAGUAGGACCGUCCGAACGGGCGGCCUCUCGUCGCUGCUCUCAUAGUCUUCGGAGGAAUAGUUGACUGCAAAAAAAUGCCUGCCCCUCCGCCUCCUGUACCAACCCCACCGGAGCUCCCUGCCCAUGACAGCAGCCAAGUCGGAGACUCUGAUUCUUUGCCUCCUUGGGCAAAGAUUAGUCUUACUUCCCCAGAGGCAGAAAUUGAGAAACUCAUUGCUCGAAACGAGCUGAAGGAUGCUGAAGUCACUUACUUCUGUCAGGUGGAGCCGAUACUUCAGGACGGCCCUCAAUGCGGCCUGGUUGCCCUGGCUAUGGCCUCGCAGGAGUACACUAAGCCAGUCUCGGUAGGUCAACUUCUUGCUGAGGCCAGAGUCAGAGGUUUCACUCAGCACGGCGAAGUUUACAGUGUUGACUUUAUGGGGACAUUGGCCGCUGAAUAUUUGCCCGAUCACAGACCGGACAUACUCAUAGAUUUGCAAACAUGUCCGGACACUCUGACUCAUGCUCUGGCCCAUGGCGCUACUGUAUUAAUUCCCUACGACUCGGAUUUUAAUCAUGCCCCGUGCUUGAAACGUGGCCACAAGGCUCACUGGGCUCUCCUGAUCGGCCUCAUAUCCGCCAGGCAGGGAUAUCACGUCCUCGCCCGUCAUGGAAAAUCACGUCAUUUGGCCUGUUGGCCUCUUCGUGAUCUCAUUGAGAGCAACGGUAAUCUCGAAGAAGAGGGUACAGCGAGGCACGCCGGUGGUUACGUUAUACCAAAAGGCGGUGUCGGUGGACAGCGAGGUUUGCGUGGAAGAGCUCUCGCUCUUCACCCCUACGUAUGAACCGCAAUAUCUCUACACCCCAACCACCUCUAAUUCUAUUUACUUUAUCGUCCGAUUAUACAGAGAGAACGCGAUUCUUCACGCCUGCCCCUGCACUCCUCCCACUACGUAUAUUACAGCUAUUGAAUUAUGCUUUUCUUCUUCCAAAAAUUUAUCCAAACUCGUGAAUGAUCUUCUAAAUAUUCUCUUACGUCGCUUUUAAUAUUUUAUUUAUCUAUUACGAGGUGUGUGAUAAUGCCAACCCUGUAUAUACACUAACGGCGAUCUUUAUUUAUUGUUUCAUUGUUAUUUAAUUGCUUUUCAUCUUCUCUUUUUUUCUUCAUCCGCAAUCGUAUCGAGUUUUUUUUUAUGUUUUUCCUCGAUCGAUAAAAUGACCGUUAUUAUGCCAUUUUAUUUCAUUUGCUGGAUAAAACGAGUGUGUUUUGUCGUGCUCGAUGUGAAUAAUCUCAAAGUUCCAUUUUUAUUGGCGAUGAGCAUCGUUACUCCAGCAACUUGAUCGGUGCGCACGUUAAUUUUUCGGAUCUCUCACGUUGUCCCGACAUCAUAAUUUCUCUGUGAAACGAGGUUAUCGAAAUCUUCUCGAUCGGAAUGCGCAAUAAUUGUUCGAUUUUUGUGCAUUUACUCCAACUCGCAGAGAUCGAGUUUAUCAAAAUGUUUUCUCUCCCAUAUGUUCGAAUAUUGCUUGAAAUAACGGAAGUAAUGUAAUAUGAAUUUUAUAUUUUUCAACAUUUUUUUCGCUCUUCACCGCUUUCGGAAAAUCUCAUCGACCGUGCAUGUACGUCGGUCAUAUCUUACUUCUCAGAGACAUGAAACCUCAAGUUAUCUUGCAGAUAAAAAUAGUUUAUAUUGUAGUACAAUAAUAUAUUUUCCGAGAGUGUGCUCUCGUGUGCGAGAUUACUAGCGUGAUUUAAGCGCCGAACCGCUUUGUUUCUGAUCGAGAAAUAACAUAAACGAGUUAAUAAAAUGAAUGAAAAGAAAGAAACAAAAUUCAAAUAUUCGUAGCUGGAACUGUCGGAUGUCUAACCAAAAAAUAAUUGUUAUACGGCUAAACCUAUCAAUUUAUCAAAGCUCACCAAAGAAGAAAGAACAUUUUUUUAACUGUAACUAAACGACUAUCUACACUCCAGCACUGCGGAUGUAAUAAGCGGACGGCGUUAAGUAUCGUAAUACAUUACGCAAGAAGGAUGUACGUGAAAAGAAACAACUAUUAAAAAAGAAAAAAAAAAAUCUGCUUUCAUUACUUUUUCCUUGAUUGUCCUUCGUUCUUAAAGAAUCCACUUAUUUUACAAUCUGUUUGGUGUUCAAUCAAAAAAAGGACAUUUUCAGUAGCCUGAUCAAUAUCAUUAUGCUAUUUAUGCGAACAUUUGGAGCAGGAUAAAAGAAAAUGGAAUCGAUUAUCACUACUAGAGGGAUCGGUGACGUUUUCAUGGCUGCAGGGCUCGUUAAUCAUUCUCUUGUGUGUACGACAAAAAUGUAUAGAUCGAAUAUUCGGCGAUACAUUUAUAUUUCAAGCUUACAAACAUCAACAUCAUAUUUUAUUU